Messenger RNA from Coturnix japonica (Japanese quail), 698 nucleotides. RefSeq names its product mitochondrial ribosomal protein L34 (gene MRPL34). The record is from RefSeq and is a predicted model, not a curated record. Gene Ontology annotation, biological process: translation. Lineage: Eukaryota; Metazoa; Chordata; Aves; Galliformes; Phasianidae. Gene Ontology annotation, molecular function: structural constituent of ribosome. Gene Ontology annotation, cellular component: ribosome; mitochondrial large ribosomal subunit.
UGGCCGAGAGAAAUAGCAGCCAAUAGGGAGCAGUGUUAUUGGGAAGGUGGUGCUGUGAGGCUGGGGGGGAAGCAAUGGCGGCCAUGUUGGGGCGGCUGUGUGUGCAGGCCGCUGGUGGCAGGCUUUUCCUGCUACAGCCAAUUGCAGUCCAGCCCAUCCAGCUCCGCUCAGCAUCAGCCCUCACCUAUAGCAAGGAUCUACCUAUCGGCCACCCCUCCUUGAAGCCUAUAGGCACCAUCCCAUCCUUCCCCAUCCCAUCGCCCUCCUGGAACCACCAGCAGAUCCGCACAAAGGCGCGUGGGAACAAUUAUCAACCCAACAACCGUAAACGCAAACGGACCCACGGGUGGAUCAAACGUAUCAGCACACCGGCUGGGAUCGAGGUGAUCCUGCGACGGAUGCUGAAGGGCAGGAAAUCACUGACACACUGAGGGUUGAAUGUGGGCUGAGAUGGAGCAAAGCCCUUGGAGCUGACAUGGGUUUGGAGCUGUUAUAGGUUUGGAGCUACCCAGCUUGAUGCCUUGUAUUAAGAGUGGGGCUGUGAUGUGGCCAUGCAUCUAAUGUAUUGGGUGUUACACUGAGAUUGGCCUCUAAGGGCUCUGUUUGAUGGCUGCUUUCUGCUUUUUCUCAUUGUGUGUGAUUAUAAGAUGACCUUGUGAUAACACAAGGAGGAAUUAAAGCCUGGCAACUCUCACUGA